UAGCGCCCUUAAGGGCAUAGCGUGCAGUUAGUCAGUCAGUCCAGUUCACUCAGUGUACUACCUAUAUACAUUCUGUUUUUCCACUGAACCUUCGUUGCGAGUCAAGUUAAUUAAGUGCAAAUGAGCAAGUCCUUCUGGCAACACCGCUUCCACGUGCAUCACGUUCCGAAGCUUCUGCAACCAGAUAACAUGAAGUUGACAACAUCCUCCCUUUCCGAAUCCCAAAGAAGGAGGCGGGCCCUGAAACGGCUCCGCUAUCGCCGCAACAAGCGAGUUCGAUGGACGUCAAACCGGCCGUCAGAAGGGACAUCCGCGGUUUUGCAAUUGAAGGAUGAAGCCGUGAAUUCUUCGGAGAUGGACUUCACAAUGAUUUCCUCCUUUUCUCCUCCUGGUUUUCCAUGCUCGGAGAUAGACUUCAUAACAUAUUUCCUCCUCCUCCUCCUUCUCCUUUCCGAAUUAACACAUACACGCACACACACAUACUUACAAAUGUAA
This is a messenger RNA of Pogonomyrmex barbatus (red harvester ant), 495 nucleotides long. RefSeq lists its product as uncharacterized. NCBI's taxonomy places the organism in Eukaryota, Metazoa, Arthropoda, Insecta, Hymenoptera, Formicidae. The record is from RefSeq and is a predicted model, not a curated record.